AAUGGAAAUCAUCCAACUUAAAGCGACACCAAUAAGAGAAGAGGUCAAUGCUAAAAGUGCCAGCACCAGCAAAAACUCCACUUCACGACUCGAAGCGUUGCCUCGCUCCAAUGGAAGCUUUCAAUGUGUGUUUGAACCCGAAGAGGGCAACAGCAUGCGGUGCCAGCUCUCGAUUUUGCUGAUUGGCUUGGCGGUAGCCGCUGCCUUCCGGCUGCGUCGUCAGGUAAUUGCACCCACCUGGCUAAGGGAUCCAGUGCGACAGACGGCCUUGCAAGUUUCCAAGGUGGUAGUGACGCCGCAAAACCUGCGGGAAACGGCUGCCAUACGCACAACAAUACAAAAGGCCGUGCAAGAGGAUACUUAUGUGGUAGCUGCCCGUCCACCGCUGGAGCUUCGGACGUCACUUGGCAGCGGCAGCAUCUGGCCAAUGCCAGUGUCGUUUUCACCAACACCAUUCUUCCAACCAUGGAAUCUAACGCUGCCAAAUUUGGGCGCAUUCAACCUUUGGCCCGAAAUGGGCUAAGCCUCUUUGACAGAGUCGGAACUCGAAUUUAUUACUCGAGUGAUAAUAACAAUAUCAAAAGAUUAUGUCUAUCUAAUAUGUACAUGUGUAUAUACCAAGUAUACCUAGUAUUUCCGACACGCAGGCAAGCCCCUCAUCGAUCGAAUAUAUGCGGAAGCCUGAGCAACUUCGAGCUGCGCCUCUUGAGAAACUGAAAGGAUAGAUGAUUAGUGAUUAAGAUUGUUUAAAAAUUUAAUCAAACUGCAAGCACUAACUGGGAUGGUUUUUGAAUGGUUUUAUUGUUGUUUUCAAUCAAAUCAAACGAGGGAAUAGCAGCAUCAGAUUUUUUAGAGUGUCGGAUGAAAUUACUACAGUUUAAACAGUUUUUGAAAAUAUGUAUGUUACCUUUUCUCUGUCCUGAGACAAUUUCAAAUCUCUAAAACCGUUUUUGGCUGUACAAAACAUUUUAUUAAAUAAUUACUAUCCAUUUAGGUUUAGCUCUAUAAGCAAGCUCACUAGAUCCAUAAACAAAAAAAUUACACUAAAAUAUAUGUAUGUAUGUAUAUAGUAUAGUGUGUUGUAUGGGACCGCAAAUCAAAUUUAAUUGCAUAUGUAUAAAAUUCUUUUUGGGGAGAAACAAUUAUGGCGUGUUUAAUUUUGUGUUCUAUAACUAGACCAUGUAUGUACGUACUUCAUAUACAUAUACACUAUAGAGUAUCUACACGUACAUAUAUGCAUGUAUGUAUAUUAUUCCUAUACGCAAUAUAUCAUUUCAAAACAUUUCUUCGACAUGUGUUUUAUAAAUUUUGUUCCCUUUGUAAUAAAAAACGAAUUCUAACU
Messenger RNA from Drosophila obscura, 1342 nucleotides. RefSeq lists its product as uncharacterized. The coding region runs from base 2 to 523 and encodes 173 amino acids. The transcript is spliced from 2 exons. Lineage: Eukaryota; Metazoa; Arthropoda; Insecta; Diptera; Drosophilidae. The record is from RefSeq and is a predicted model, not a curated record.